Molecule: messenger RNA, 5207 nt
Organism: Choloepus didactylus (southern two-toed sloth)
Lineage: Eukaryota; Metazoa; Chordata; Mammalia; Pilosa; Megalonychidae
Gene: DAB2
Product: DAB adaptor protein 2
Exons: 15
Coding region: 1237-3546 (769 amino acids)
Biological process (GO): negative regulation of canonical Wnt signaling pathway; positive regulation of endocytosis; receptor-mediated endocytosis
Cellular component (GO): plasma membrane
Source: RefSeq, a predicted model, not a curated record
CACAGUCAAAAGCCUUAUUGCCUUGGCUGGCAAUGUGAAAAUAAACAAUGCCACACUUUAAUACAAGUUGGAGAAUGCAAUGCAGAUAGUAAAGUCUAGGCACAAAGGGGAGACCUUGUGGUCUUUUCCGGUGCAUAUUUCUGGAACAGACUCCUUCCAAAUUCUUCAUCAGCUUCUUCCUAAGGCAGACUGGAUUCCUUUUUCCUGUUGCUGGUGAAUAAUUUAACUUCCCCUUUUCCUUCCCACUUCCCACCCUGUCCCUUCUUGGCCAAAUGACUGCCCUAGAAUCCAGUUCUUCUUAAGCUAUAUCCACGUACAUUUUAACAUGUGACCAGGAGGAGUGUGUGAUAGGGGGAUGUCCCCCAGCUUUAAGCCAUGACACGUGUCUUUUCCUUUCUGCAAACUUGGACACAAGUGAGUUUCAUCCAAGAAUGUGAGGGGAAGGAAGGGAGCCAUAGCACUCGAUGCAUGACUUGCCUACUUUGUUAAUUACAGAAUCUAGAAUUGCAUUUCUACUUAAGGCUUUUCAGAGUACUGAGUCAAACUAAAAGUCCAAGUUCCUGUGCAUUAGGCCUAUUUGUUGCCUUGCUCCAAGGAUUGAGUGGAUUUCAGUCACCUUGUUGGGUUGGAAAGAAUUGCUUUUAAGACACUUGUUGGCACAGAGAUGGUACAGUGGACAUCUAGAAGCUGCUACCCAGCUGGUUGGGGGUGAUGCUUAUUGGCCCACUGCACCAUACCUCAGAAACCUGAAGAUUAAAAGAGCAAGAAACAGGUGCCUUGUCUGGUGGUUUAUGGUCAACAGGAGACGUUUUGGACACAUGAAUUUUGAUGGUACAAGGAGUACAUGCUGCUUGGUUUCUAAUUCUAUUCCAGGUAUCCAUAAGCUUAAGCUUGCUACCACUAAUAUUUUUACUUGUAUAGUUUUGAAGGCUUCACAUGUUUUCUCUUCUUCAGUCUCUCCUGACUUGAAGAUUUGAUUUUUGCUUUUUCUUAAAGACAGAGCCAAGACACUGAAAUACUUGAGAAGGCUGCUGAAGACUGAGCUCUCCAGGGGUUUUAAAAGUUGCCCUAAUGGCCAUCAGAACAUACCUCCCGAGCUGGGAAGGCUGGAAAGCUGACUGGCUGGGGGAGAUUUAGGUGUCUGUAGGGUAUGUUCAUUUGAGACUUCUCCACCGGAAAUCACCUGGUAUCACUAAGUCUCCACUAAAGCCAGGGUUUGCUGCCUGAUUUCUUGCCAUGUCGAACGAAGUAGAGACGAGUACAACCAACGGUCAUCCUGACCAACAGGCUGCACCAAAAGCCCCAUCAAAGAAGGAAAAGAAGAAAGGCUCUGAAAAGACAGAUGAGUAUCUCUUGGCCAGGUUUAAAGGUGAUGGUGUGAAAUACAAGGCCAAGCUAAUUGGCAUUGAUGAUGUGCCAGAUGCAAGAGGGGAUAAAAUGAGCCAAGAUUCUAUGAUGAAACUAAAGGGAAUGGCGGCAGCUGCUCGGUCUCAAGGACAGCACAAACAAAAGCUCUGGGUCAACAUUUCGCUAUCCGGGAUAAAAUUAAUUGAUGAGAAAACUGGGGUAAUAGAACAUGAACAUCCAGUGAAUAAAAUUUCUUUCAUUGCUCGUGAUGUGACAGACAACCGGGCAUUUGGUUAUGUAUGUGGAGGAGAAGGCCAACACCAGUUUUUUGCCAUAAAAACAGGGCAGCAGGCUGAGCCAUUGGUCGUUGAUCUUAAAGAUCUCUUUCAAGUUAUCUACAAUGUAAAGAAAAAAGAAGAAGAAAAGAAAAAGACUGAAGAAGCCAACAAAGCAGUAGAGAAUGGCAGUGAGAACCUCCUGACUCUUGAUGACCAAACUACCAAAUUGAAAUUGGGUAUUGACCAGAUGGAUUUGUUUGGGGACAUGUCUACACCUCCUGACCUAAAUAGUCCAACAGAAAGCAAAGAUAUCCUGUUAGUGGAUCUAAACUCUGAAAUCGACACCAAUCAGAAUUCUUUAAGAGAAAAUCCGUUCUUAACAAAUGGCACCGCCUCCUGCUCUCUUCCUCGACCGAAGCCUCAGGCAUCCUUCUUGCCUGAAAAUGCUUUUUCUACCAAUCUCAACUUCUUUCCCACCCCUAAUCCUGAUCCUUUCCGUGACGAUCCUUUCACACAACCAGACCAAUCGGCACCUUCUUCGUUUGAUUCUCUCAAAUCUCCAGAUCAGAAGAAAGAGAAUUUGAGUAGCUUGUCUACUCCACUGAGUAAUGGGCCCCUGAAUGGUGAUGUUGAUUAUUUUGGUCAGCAAUUUGACCAAAUCUCUAACCGGACUGGAAAACAGGAGGCUCAGGCAGGCUCGUGGCCCUUUUCGAGUACGCAGACACAGCCAGCAGUGAGAACUCAGAAUGGGGUAUCUGAAGGAGAACAGAAUGGCUUUCAUAUCAAAUCUUCCCCCAACCCUUUUGUGGGAAGCCCUCCAAAAGGACUGUCAGUACCGAAUGGCAUAAAGCAGGACUUGGAAAGCUCUGUCCAGUCCUCACCACAUGACUCCAUAGCCAUUAUCCCACCUCCUCAAAAUACCAAACCAGGAAGAGGCAGAAGGACUGCUAAGUCUUCAGCCAGUGACUUGCUCCCAUCAGACCUCUUUGCUCCUCCUGUCUCAGAAUCUCCAGGCCAGAUGUCACCUACAGGACAACCUGCAACCCAACAGACCAACCCUCUGGAUCUCUUCAAAACAAGUGUUUCUGUCCCAGUAGGGCCCCUUACGGGUCUAGGUGGUGUACCAGUUACACCCCCUCAGGCAGGACCAUGGAACCCCCCACCAUCCUUAGUCUUCAAUCAGUCCCCUUCAGUGGUCCCAGGAGCUAUUGUGGGUGGUCAACCUUCAGGAUUUGGUCAGUCGCUUAUUUUUGGCACAAGACCAGCUGUUCCAGGUUGGAACCAGCCUUCAUCCUUUGCAACCUCAACCUCCCCUCCAGCCUCUGCUGUUUGGGGCCCUUUAGCAUCUGUGGCAGUUAACGCUUGGCCCUCAACAACCUCCUUAGGGAAUCCUUUUCAGAGCAAUGUCUUUCCAGCUCCUGUGCCAGCCCAAUCCUCUUCUAUGCUCCCUUCUCUUCUGGUCGCUCCUCCUCAGCCACCUCCUAGAACUGCUGCUGCCCAGGACAUCUCCAAAGAUGCCUUCACUGCCUUAGACCCACUAGGGGAUAAAGACGUUAAGGAAGUAAAAGAAAUGUUUAAGGACUUACAACUGCGGCAGCCACCUGUACCUGCAAGGAAGGGAGAACAGUCUUCCUCUGGGACUUCCAGUGCUUUCUCCAGUUAUUUUCACAGCAAAGUUGGCAUUCCUCAAGAUAAUGCAGACCAUGAUGACUUUGAUGCUAAUCAAUUGUUGAGCAAAAUCAAUGAACCACCAAAGCCAGCUCCAAGACAAGGUGCCCUGCCAGUUACCAAAUCUGCUGACAAUGCAUUUGAGAACCCUUUCUCUAAAGGUUCUUUCAGUUCUUCACCACAAAUCCCUGUGGCUCCUCAACCCACAGCUCCUAAUGUAUAUAGGGAUCCUUUUGGAAAUCCAUUUGCAUAACUUCUGAACUUGGUAUGCUGACGAUCCAGAGGAACAAAAAGGUUGGCUUUUUUAGCAGUCAAGGACAAAGCUAAUAGCCAGAUGCGUCCUGACCUCUGCCCUUGUUCCAGCUUUGACAUAUUAUCUGUUGCCUUAUUUCUUGCUGCCUCUUGGACCUGUAAAAUGCCUUUCACUUCCUGUCUAGGUUAAAGCUAAACUGAGUCUGUGGCUUUAAAUAAAUUCAGAAGCUCAACUCUCUAGCUUAAAUGUAAAUGCAGUAGUUUCCAUACUUGAGCCCUUGCCUAUUGUGUCCGUAGAACCUUCUAGAACACUCUACCAUGUACCCUCUGAUUGGGAGAUGCAGCCACUACAAACCCCUCAGAUCAUACUGUUUUGAAUAAAUUUUCAAAUCUUUACCAUUCAAAGUUGUUUGGGGUUGUGUUUUAGGGCUUAAAACCUAAAGAUUGUAGUAGAACGAACAGAACACCUCUUACAUCUCGCUUCAGAUCAUCACAGAGAACUUUUAAAGUAAAACUGAAGCAAGUCUAACUUCUCCUUAGGCACUUUGGAAUUAACAGAUGUGGCUUCUCCUCUUUCCAAAGCUCAGUUUUCUCCAUAAGGCAAGAGCAUCCUUUUUCCAAUCUCUUGCUAGCUAUUACAAAUGAGGGAAAAGCAGGUGACUGUUCUCUCCUUCUGAUUCUCUUUUCAGUCAACUUUGCUCCUGGGUUCCUACAGCAUUACCUCCCUUUCACACACAACAGGGUUUUAGGGGGAAAAACCGAUCUGGAGCCUCUCUACCUUUUCAUUAAUUAGAAUUGCAAAUGGACACAACCUUAAUUCUUCCUAUGGAAUUGAAGGUCAUUCUCUUGAGCUGAAGUUCUAGAAGAGCAGAUAAUGUUGAUGAGAAACUGAAAUCACCCCAUCAAUAAAGGACUGUAUUCUGAAGAGCAGCCCGUCACAAAGCUAAAUGUGAUCGUGCCAAACAUACUAGGUGCUUAUUUUGGGUCAUAGUAGCCCUUUAUCAAGUAACUGGAAAAUUUUCUUGAAGCCGCGGUCUCAUAGGUAGUAGGAAGAUAAGUGAAAAAUGAUACAAGUGUUUUUUGUCACUUAAAAUCUAACGUCUACAGUAUUUUUCCCCUCCUAAAUGUGGAAACUUUCCUAGUUCAUUUUCAGUUCUAUUGUUAGCACAGUUCUAAAGAGUAUGUUCUUGCCAAAAUAAUUAUUUUUUAAUAUUGGGUUUUUAAAUAUUGUCUCUCAGACCUUAAUGCUCAGGUUCUUGUGGGUGUUAAUCAGCCACAUAUAAUGUUACUUUUAGGUGGAAGAAGAAAGUGACUGCUAAGGAUCUAAACAAGAUGGUGACCUCAUGAACCUCUAUUGAUUAGCUCAAAAUAGUCUACGCUAAAUUCCUGUGGUUAUAUGUCUAAUGGUAAGAGCUGAACAUAUGGCAUUAUUUUCCAUCUGGCUUCCUACUUAGUCAUUGUAAACACAGACUUCACAUAGCAUUUUAAAUGUCCAAAUAUUGAAUGUGCUAAACUGGAGGCAACUAUUUCUAGGGAGUUGCAUUUUUGAAAGUGAUGUUCAGCCACACAGUUGUUUUAUACGUACUUAUUUUCUCUUGUGCACUUUUCUGUAUGCAAAUAAAGCUAUAAAUUUACUCAUUUUAAUAAACUGGAAUGGCAGAA